Messenger RNA from Procambarus clarkii (red swamp crayfish), 573 nucleotides. The record is from RefSeq and is a predicted model, not a curated record. NCBI's taxonomy places the organism in Eukaryota, Metazoa, Arthropoda, Malacostraca, Decapoda, Cambaridae.
AUGGGUGUGGGCGUGAGCCUGGGUUUAUACGCUAAUGGGUUCCUUUGCACAAGUCUGAUGUUGGACGAAUGUGCUGACGCAGACGUGGGUGACCACGUUGGUACAGAUGUGGGUGCCAACAUGGGAGCUACCCUCAGUCUUCUGGAGGUCACCCACGACCCACCCUCGAAGUCACCCACGACCCACCCUCGAAGUUAUCCACGACCCACCCUCGAAGUUACCCGCGACUCACCCUCGAAGUCACCCAAUUCCCAUCCUCGAAGUCACCCAAUUCCCAUCCUCGAAGUCACCCACGACCCACCCUCGAAGUCACCCAAUUCCCAUCCUCGAAGUCACCCACGACCCACCCUCGAAGUCACCCACGACCCACCCUCGAAGUCACCCACGACCCACCCUCGAAAUCACCCACGACUCACCCUCGAAGUUACCCACGACCCACCCUCGAAGUCACCCACGACUCACCCUCGAAGUUACCCACGACCCACCCUCGAAGUCACCCACGACCCACCAUCGAAGUCACCCACGACCCACCGUCAAAAUAGACACCUAAAACAGGAACUGAACUCGGAAUGA